AUGCAUUCCACCAACACCAAGAAGCGGCCCCCUCCCCCGCCCGGCCGCAGCGCGCGGCCCCCGCCCGGCUCCGCCGCGCGCCCGCCCGCCCCGCGCAGGGGGCUCCUACCUCCUUCCCGGGGCAGCGGCGAGGGGGCCCGGCCCCGGCGGCGGCGGUGGCGGCGGCUGCGGCUGGGCUGGCUCCCUCCGAGGGGCCGGGAGGCGGCAGUGAGCCUGGCCCCGCGCCACCCCCCGCCGCCGGCGGCCAAUCCCCACCCGGGCUGGGGGGAGGGCGAUGCAAAUUACCCCGGAUCUGGGUCCGCCCGCCCGCCCGCCCGCCCCCCCACGCCCGGCCCGGCCUGCGCUAGGCCGCGCAUCCCCGGGCUCGCCUGCGCCGCGCGGCCGCCCGGGCCGCCACCCUCCCCGGGGGAGCGCCGGGAGGGUGACCCCCCGGGGCGGGGGGCCGAGGGGAGGGGGGCUGGGGACGGUUACACAACUCGGCGGGGAGGGGCCCCGGGGCGGGGAGGGGGCCGGCCCGCGGGCCGCGCAGCCGGAAGCCGGGGACCGCCACCGGCCCCCGGCGAGGGGAACCCGGCUGCAGGCCCCGCCCCCGCGCCGGCCCGCCCCGCCCCUCGCGCCGCGCCGUGCCAGCGGCCCGCGCCCAUUGGCCCGCCGGCCCGCCGCUCACCGCCCCUCCUCCGCACCGCCCCUACCCGCGAGCCGCGGCGGGCCGCCGGCGCGGCGCACCCUGGGACUUGGAGUCCGGGCCGCCGCCACCUGCCGGGCGCGCGCGGCAGAGCAAACUACGACACCCAGAAGCCCGCGCGGCGCCUCCCGCCCACCCGGACACCCCACCCCUUCCCCCUCCUUUGCAAAGCCCCCCUCCCUGGUGGCAGCGGCGGCGGGGGCGGGGAGCGCGCGGUGCGCACUGACUGCGAGGCCGACGCGGGCGGGCGGGCGGGCGUGGGUCGCGAGGCCCUGGCGGUGGGGGGCCGCGAGGAUCCACUCGGCGGCUACAGAAAGCACCUGCCCCCACCCCCAAGCCUGGACGAGAGUCCCCAUAGCCGCGAAGGGGACAUAAGCCAGCCGCUGGUUGAUUGGGCUGGGCUGGGGCGGCAGAGCGAGAAGAGGCAGCCGCGAGAGGGCCGGGCCGGGCAGGCGGCCGCGGCAGGUGCAGGGCGGCGGGGGCCGGAGGCUGGCGGCGCCGCGCGCCACCUCUCGGGCCAGGGCGCCGCCACCUGCCGGCUGCUUCCCCGCCCCGCCCGCGGCCCGGGGAUCCCGGCCAGCAAGAGCUCCAGGGAGGAGGCCCCGCGCCGCCUGAGGCCGGGCCCGGCGUGCGGGCGCUGCUGCCGCGACCCCUGCGGGGACUCAGCGCCGUUCCGCUCCCCAGAUCCAAGCCGGGAGGCCCCCGGCUCCCCACAGACCGGGCCUUCUGGGAAACCCAGUCAUGGCUUCCUGCGGCCCCUGUGA
This is a messenger RNA of Lepus europaeus (European hare), 1449 nucleotides long. Its product is annotated as basic proline-rich protein-like. The record is from RefSeq and is a predicted model, not a curated record. The transcript is spliced from 7 exons. The coding region runs from base 1 to 1449 and encodes 482 amino acids. Lineage: Eukaryota; Metazoa; Chordata; Mammalia; Lagomorpha; Leporidae.